Messenger RNA from Beta vulgaris subsp. vulgaris (sugar beet), 6648 nucleotides. Its product is annotated as protein FAR1-RELATED SEQUENCE 5. The transcript has 4 exons. NCBI's taxonomy places the organism in Eukaryota, Viridiplantae, Streptophyta, Magnoliopsida, Caryophyllales, Amaranthaceae. Gene Ontology annotation, biological process: regulation of DNA-templated transcription. Bases 4993 to 6420 code for a protein of 475 amino acids. Gene Ontology annotation, molecular function: zinc ion binding. The record is from RefSeq and is a predicted model, not a curated record.
UCAAAUUGAUAUGGUUUUUUCCUGUUUUGAAAAAAAAAAACAAUUAGUUUCUAAUUGAUCUGCUAUGUGAUUUCACUUUUUACUCUUGAAUUUUAUAGGGUAUCAUAUUAAAAAGAAUUUUUUGGAUUAUUUAAUACUUUUUAAGGCGAAAAUUUAUAUUGUUAUUUGCCAUGAAAUUUCAAUCGUGUUUUGAUUAAUUGAAAAUCUUCUCUGGAUUAUUGAAGUAUGUUUGUGAUUUGUCCUUUCUCAAACAUUGUUUUUUUUUAACUUUUUAUAUAUCAUGUUGGUAGGCUAUGUUUUUUUUUUCUUGUAACUGAUGAAACGUGCUUAAAAUAUGUCCUUGCUAUGCGGAUGCAUGAAUAUUGAGUAUAUGCAUCAUGAGACCCUAUUUAUCUUAGAGUUAGACUUGCACGUGCUGUAGAACUUGAUGUUUGUAGCGUAUAUACUUUUGGUAAUUUUUACUAGUGAUGUUGUUGCUCUUUAAGAUAAAAAAUAAUGCUUUUCAUUAAUUGUUUUUCGCUUGAUGUUGCUCAUUGUUGUUGCUAUACAACAUCGGUAAGCUGUAUUUUUUUUUUAAAAAAAAUUGACAAAUGCUUCGGUUGUUAAAGGAACACCGAAGCAUUUGUAUCACAAAUGCUUCGGUUUUCCCUUAGCCAGAGUAUUUGUUAAAUUCUCGUAUGGCGUCUGCUACGGGUAAAAUACAUAGCAUUUGUGGGAUUUUUAACUGGAACAUUUGAGCUUUUUUGUACUAGUGAACAAUAUUAAAUUAUCCCUAAUCUAGUAUUGAAAUAUGCUCAAUCAAAUAAGCAAGAAUAAUUAUUAAAUAAUUAAUUGGGAAAUUUAAAGGUAUUAUCAUGAAUUAAUUCAUUGUAGGGUUCAACUUAACCAUAGUUUAAAGAACUACCCAAGCAUGAUUGAGAUAAUAAACAAGCUAGAGAAGAAUAAUUAAAAUUCAUAACAGAAAACAAAGAGAAAAGAAGGAGAAAAUAAAUAAUUAAAUUAAUAAAAGAAAAGAGAGUUUUGGAGAACAAUUAAGAUCUACAAGUUUCUCUCUCUAACUUAUCUCCAUAACCUCAAAAAAGUGUAUAAACAUUAACUAAGUCCCCUCAUAAAACAAGUAAAAGAGUAUUGGAUUUUCCUACGUUACAUCCUUUGUGUUUUUUCACUUUCUACGUUGUACCCCAAUCUUUUAUAAAUUUUACACGGUACCCUCAAGUUUACCUUUUUUUAAUGCACAAUACCCUUACCGUUGAUCAUACAUCAUUAAUUUCGUCUAUUUUUUAUAAUUUGGUGGAACAAAUCUGAUUAAACAAUCCCUUUAAGGGGUAAACCGUAAACUAUGUAUAAAUCAAAUUAUUUCCAUUAAAUUAAAAAAAAUAAAUGAAUUAAUGACAUAUAAUCAGCAGUUUGGGCAUCGUGCAUUUAAAAAGGUAAGGUUGAGUGGUAUCAGGUGGAACUUAUAAAAAGUUUGGGUACGACAUAAAAACUGAAUAAACACAAGGGUAUAACAUAGUAAAACCCAAGAGUAUUUAUAGCUUUCCAAAAUAACAAAAUCGGCAAAAUAAGUCGUGCUAUGUAGCAGAUCAACACAGACGUGUCAAUAAAGAUACGGACAUGUUGACAUGUAAGCAUAUAAACUAUUAUACCAUAUCUCCCUUCUCUCCUCUUCCUCCUAAAAAAGUGUAAUCCUUUUCUUCUAGUUUGGGAAUGCCAUCAUCAUUUCGAUGGUAGCAAACCCACAAUUCUUCUUUUUCUUCUAAUUUUUAUUGCUUUUGUCAAUAAUAAUUCCCCCAUUCUCUAUUGUUUUGAGAGUUUAUAUCCAAUUUCUGGGUUCUUUCUCUCCUUUUAUGGGAUUUUGGAGUUUGAUUUUAUUCUCUUCCCACGUGAAAGUUUAAAAAUUGGUAUGGAAAAUUGUUUCUAUUAGUUGAAAUUGAAGACUAUCAACAUAAAGGUAUUGAAACUUUGGAUGCGGUCAACAAGGAUAAAUCAAGAAUUUUUUUUCCCAAGACUAUAUCAGAAUGAUAGACUUCUCCAUCAAUACCUGCUUGAUUCAGCAAAUACAAGGGGAUUGUGUUGUAUUGCUGAAUCUGGUUCAUUAUAUUUUCUUCGAAAAUAAAUUUGAUUUGAUCUUGUCUAAUUAUAUCUUGUUUUUUCUUUAAUACUUACCGUAGAUGUUAUUUUCUUUCAAUUAAUAAAAUUUCUCUUUAAAAAAAAGUAUAAGCUAUUAUACGAUUAGAAGUUGUUGCUUUGGAGAAAACAGAGCAACACGGACGUGUUGUCCCGUAACCAUCAGAUUUUUAAGCUCAUCUUCGAACCACUAUAACUUUUGAUCAGGAGCUUUGUUUGGCAGAUGUAAUAUGUUGUUGGAAACCUCAUUAUCAUAUUUAUAAAAAAAUUAUGAGAAAAAUAGUGAAUAGGUGUCAUAUUUCGCACAACCAUGAAUAGAGGGUUGUAUCCUCUUCAAUUCUAAUCCGUUGUCAGCAUAUAUGAUAUAUCGUUUCAAAGGUAAUCCAAGAGAAUUAAUCCUAAUUUUCUUCAUAGGAGUAUAUAGUACCUGAAAUUAUAUCAAAACACAGAAAAACCCGUGAAAGCAACAAAAUUUAUGAAAAGAGAUCUAAAUAUGCACAAAUGCAAUGUAAAUGCUCUAAUACUACCUGAAAAUGCACGUAUACAAAUAAAUUAUGCUAAUAUAUGAACUUAUUAGUCAUUAAAUAGACUGGAGCGGCACCCAUUGAUGAAAAGUAGUUUGAAUUACUUACAAGUACAAAUGAGGUUCUAAUGUAAAACAGAAUGGAUUAAAGAGAGGAAAAAGGGGGAUGGAUUAAAACAGUAAUUACAGGGCUAUACCUAGAAAAACUAGCGCAGCUUUAGCAAAACCCAAAGGUUAUGAAGGUUGUCUAGAUUUUUGAGAAGAACACACCAUGUAGUUUCAUUUAGAUCGAAGUUGCGAAAAUUACUGGGAUAAGCUUUAAAGUUGUCCAUGUGUUGUUGGUAUCUUAAAGUAAAAGCCCACAAGAUAGUCCCACAUUAUGCGCAAAUUAGAUCAUGCACCGAGGUGCAGGAUGAGCAUCCUGCACCUCGGUCUAAACGGUGGCGUUUUGUGUGUUUGAGGAGGGGCCAAAAUUUGGCUUUUUGGCGCCUUUUGUGAAAUGGGCCAGCUUGGGUUAUGUCAUGCAAAGUCAUGCUGUACUUUGUAAUCAAUCAAUCAUUCUCUCUCUUUCUCUCUCAUAAAUUUUAGAAGAAGCAAUUUAAAUCUCUCUCAAUUUUUUUCUUCUUCACUGAUUUUCUCCAUUAGUUUCAUAAUUUUCUUUUAUGUUUUUUUACCAAAAGUUUUAGAUUGUUGGAUUUUCGGUUUUGCAUUUUAUAAAUCUUUACAAGUUUCAUGGUACGUAAGUUGGAAAAUGGAGGAUAUAACUGAAAAUGAGGGAGUUUGAGUAGACAAUAUUGGUCUUCAUAAUGCAAUGGAAGAUUUAAGGAAUGAAGGAGAAAGGGAAGAAGAUGAAGUAGCUAAGGAGAAUGGUAUUUAGCUACGAAUUUUUUUUCUAAUGUACAAAUGCGUGUUGGAUGAUGUGCAAGAGUAUAGGAGUGUACAAUUGGGCAUUAUCAAUGUUCAAAGUGUUGACUUUUAAUGUACAAUAUUAUUUUAUGCUUUUAGUUAGAUACGUCAGAUAUCCCAUGAAAUGUCAUUUUGCGCAGACAAUUUUUUACUUUGGUAAUUACAUAAGUCAGUCAUUCACUUUGUCUCUCAUUUAUUGUGGUAGAAACAAUUAAAUGUCUCUCAUUUAUUUUUCAUUUAUUGUUGUAAAAACAAUUGAAUGUCUCUCAUGAAUUUUUCAUUUAUUGUGUUCUUCAUUGAAGUCUCCCUUAUUUUCAUGUAUGUCUGUCAUAAAUUCCGGGAAGUUGAAAUUAUGUAUGUAUUCCUGUUUUGCAUAUGUAAAUUUGUGAUGUGUUUAAUGUUACUCACUUUGACGAUUAGAAGAUAACUAGAAAUAUACAUUUAGGGUAUUCCAGUGAUCAUAUCAAUGACAGCCAAUGUACAUACGUUUAUAUGUGGGGUAGUAUUAUGUUGUUGGUGUGUAAUAAUGCAAAUUGUACAUGUUGUUAUGUUAUAAUUGUUACUUUAUUUGUCUAUAGAAUACGUUGAGUGCGAGACAUCUGAAUUGAUACAGAAAGAGGUGGUUAAUGAUGAAGAAGCUUACAAGUUAUACAAUGACCAUGCAUUUAAAUGCGGAUUUGGUAUCCGUAGGGGAAAAGUGUGUUGGAGAUAUGAUACGAAGACCAUCAGGCAACGUUUUUUGGUUUGUAGUCGUGCAGGAUUGAAAGACAUAAAAACUGGUGUGCCUAAGGCAUAUACUAAGCUUGAUCAACGGUGUGAUGUAAAGCGUACAUUCAAUUUGAUGUAUCCAAAGAGUCUGGACUUUUCAUUGUUACUAAGCACCAUAUGAUUCACAAUCACCCCAUGGUGCCAGUAAUACAAAGACAUUUAAUUAGAUCUCAUAGGAAAGUUACUGUUGAACAAUUGCACAUGAUUAAUAAUUUGAGAAGUUGUGGUGUUGGGGUUGCUGAAGCUGUGCGUGUAUUGAGGAAGGAAGCUGGGGGAUCUGCCAAUCUUGGGUUUGGGCACAGGGAUGCUUAUGAUGCAGUUGCUGCUCAAAGAAAGAAAGAACUUGAUGGUUGUGACAGUAACCAGUUAAUUAAGAACUUUUCACAAAGGCAAGCAGUGGAAUGUGAUUUUUACUAUGACGUUCGACUAGAUGCUAUUGGCCACUUAAUAAGUUUUUUUUGGAGAGAUGGAAGAAUGAAAAGGGAUUAUGAAGUGUUUGGAGAUUUGGUUGUUCAUGAUACGACGUACCGAACGAAUAAGUAUGGGAUGAUUUGCGGUCCGUUUGUUGGGAUGAACCAUCACCAAAGGAAUGUGAUGUUUGGAGUUGGUUUCCUACUAAAUGAAGACACCGAUUCGUUUGUGUGGUUGUUUGAGUCUUUUUGAAAAGUAUGGGAGAUAGGUCGCCUAUAACCAUAAUGACUGACCAAGAUGCCGCCAUGGCGAAGGCUAUAAGCAUUGUCUUUCCCAAUGUUAUACAUCGUCUUUGUAUAUGGCACAUAGGGAAAAAUUCCAUCAACAAUAUAAAAGGCUUGAGGGGGAAGGCUGGAUUUGUGGAUCUAUUCAAUUAUGUUUUAAAACAUUGUGAGACCAAGAGUGAGUUCAAGCACUAUUGGACAAGUAUGACUACCAAGUACAAGUGUGAUGCAUGUCCUUGGUUGAUGAGGUUGUAUAAGUUAAGGAAGAUGUGGUGUCCUGUCUACUCCAAGGAUUACUUCUCAGGGGGGGUGCUGUCAUCUCAAAGAAGUGAGACCACAAACCAUUCUUUGAAUCAAAGGCUCCAUAGAAUGCAAGGCCUUUGCGAUUUCUACAAGGUGUUUAUAGAUGUUGUUGAGGAGUGGAGGGAUAGGGAGAAUGGUGAAGAUUACAAUGCACUUAAUGGCAACAAACAUCUAGCAUUUGUAGAUGUUAAGUUACUCAAUGAGGCAAAGAAGAUAUACACUGUGGCUGUUUAUCUGACAUUCGAGGAAAAUUUCAUUAGAGGUGCGUCAUUUUGCCAGAAACUAGUCAAGUAUGAUCCCCCUAUUUUUGAAUACCAUGUAGGUCGCACUGAGAAAGAAUACUUAAUGCAUCUUGUUAGAUUUGACCAAGAAAAUAUGACAAUUGAUUGUACAUGUAAGUAUUUCACUGAGAUGGGUCUAUUAUGUUCGCAUUCAUUGAGGAUUUUCCACAUUCAUAAUGUUGAAAAUAUCCCCGAAAGAUACAUUUUGGGUAGAUGGGCAAAACAUGCUAUGUGUACAAGAGUUGACGAUGACGUGGGCAAGGAUGUAAACAUUGUUCAAGCGUCGGUGUGGCGUGUUCAAACUACUAGGGAUUCUUUAGCAAUAAUCAAUUCAACCCAACAUGACAUAGCUGCUAGGAAGGUUGUGGAAAAUGCUUUAAGUGAUUUGAAGUCAAAGGUUGUGUUGCUUAUUGGGAAGGUUGAUGAAUCUAUCACAAUUGAUGAAGUGACAAAUUUGUUAUAUCCUGUUGUGAAAGACCCACCUAAAAAGAGGAAGAAAGGAGCUAGGAAUGUAAGGUUGAAGAGCACUGUGGAAAAACAGGUUAAUAGGUUAAGAGGGUGGAAGAAAACUGCUGAGAAAGCUGCAUUGAGGAACAAGGCAAAAGCGCAAAAAUCUGUCCAGGAAUACAUUGAUAUACCUGAAGAGUGUAAUGUAGCUCACUCAACACACAACAAGUCUCUUCUUGAUGUGUAUGGACCUGACGAUUAUUUCCAUAUUAACCACAUCCCUGGGGAAGGUAGUAAUGUUGAGCAGCCGCAUCAUAAAGCCGCUUUGGAAGCCUACCAUGAAUAUUCUGAGAAGCUUUUUGGUAAUUGAGAAUCGAUAUUUAUUGUCAGUUAACAUGAAUAUUUUGAUGAGCUCUUUUGGGGGGAAUGAAACGUAGUCCACAGUGAAUGAGUUGUUGAUACACUAUUUAUUUUUUGAAUUCAUGUAGCUCAUUCACAUUGUACUUUGUCCAAAACACCCAAAAACGUGCUUGUAAUUCUUCUAGUAAAGAGGUAUGUAAUUCCUCUUUAUAUAAUUCCUCUUGAAAGAAUAUUUUGA